AUGGGCGUUGAAGAGGCAUUUGCUAAGCUGUGUCUUACCGAAAAACCAUCCGAAUCUACCAAUGUUGUCAAAUCAUUAGUUUUCAAACCUAAAACUGCCAAAACUGCCACGCCAGUUCCUAUAGUUGUGAUUGCAUUGCAAUCUACCAGCACCCCAUCUCCGGUGAUUGCUAAGGAAACGGCUUUGAAGGACCCCAGACUUGCUCGUGAUGAGCUCUUUCAGUCGUUCUUCCAGUGUGAAUCCGCUAAAAAAUUCACUCUAGGAUACUUGUGCAAUGUACAAUCUGAGUUUCAUUUGCUGAUUGAUGCGCAAUUGGAAGCAUUAACAGAUGAUAUGGUUGUCGAAUUGAAUGACUCAGUUUUCAUCAAGAAAGAGGAGCUUUUCAAGUUUUUAUCACAAUUUGAAUCCUCUAAAUCCAGUGUCGAUUUUACUCAGGAGGUUGCAAAGCCUGAACCAAAGAAGAGCGGUGUUUCAAAUGCUACGUCCACUAUUUCAGCAGCUUUGGAAGACGCCAAGUUGAUCGGAAUAACAGUGGAUAAGGGUUUAGAUUUCUCUGGUUGGUAUCAGCAAAUUCUAACUAAAGGUGAAAUGUUGGACUACUAUGAUGUUUCCGGAUGUUACAUUCUAAGGCCUGCCUCCUAUGCCAUUUGGGAAAUGAUUCAAAAAUGGUUUGACGAAAAGAUCAAAAGUAUUGGAGUUCAAAAUGCCUAUUUCCCAAUGUUCGUUUCUUCCAGAGUGCUAGAGAAAGAAAAGGACCAUGUUGAAGGAUUUGCUCCAGAAGUUGCCUGGGUCACAAGAGCAGGAUCAUCCGAUUUGGAAGAACCUAUUGCUAUAAGACCCACUUCAGAAACUGUGAUGUACCCAUACUAUGCCAAAUGGAUUAGAUCCUACAGAGAUCUGCCAUUGAAAUUGAAUCAAUGGAACUCUGUUGUGAGAUGGGAAUUCAAGCAUCCUCAACCAUUUUUAAGAACAAGAGAAUUCUUAUGGCAAGAAGGUCACACAGCUCAUUUAACUGCUGAAGAUGCUGAAGCCGAAGUCAUGCAAAUUCUUGAUUUCUAUGCCGGAGUAUAUGAGGAACUUUUGGCCGUUCCAGUUGUCAAGGGUCGUAAGACUGAAAAGGAAAAAUUCGCUGGUGGUGAUUUUACAACUACUUGUGAGGGUUACAUUCCACAAACUGGUCGUGGUAUUCAAGGUGCCACUUCUCAUCAUUUGGGACAGAACUUUUCAAAAAUGUUCAACAUCACUGUGGAAAAUCCAUUGGGUCCAGAACAUCCAAAGGUUAACGUUUACCAAAAUUCAUGGGGUUUGUCUACCAGAGUCAUUGGUGUGAUGGUUAUGAUUCAUUCGGAUAACAAAGGUUUGGUGAUUCCUCCAAGAGUUUCUCAACAACAAGCAGUUGUUAUUCCUGUAGGUAUCACGAAAAAGACUACUGAUGCACAACGUAGUCAUAUUCAUGAAUCUGCGAAGGAAGUUGAAAGUCGUUUGAAGAAAGCUGGUAUUAGAAUCUUCGGUGACUAUAACGAUAAUUACACUCCUGGUUGGAAGUUCUCACAAUACGAAUUGAAAGGUAUCCCAAUACGUAUUGAAAUUGGUCCAAAGGAUAUUGAAAAGAAACAAGUCGUUAUUGUUCGUAGAAAUGAUUCCAACAAAUAUGUUGUUAAUUUGGAAGAAUUAGAAAGGCGUGUCCCAGAAAUUUUAGAAGAAUUACAGAAAGAUUUGUACUCUAAGGCAAAAGAAUCAUUCGAUAGUCACAGAGUUAUUGUGGAAGACUGGAAAGAUUUCGUUCCUUCCCUCGGUAAGAAGAAUGUCAUUUUAGCACCAUGGUGUGGUGAAACUGCAUGUGAGGAAGAUAUCAAAGACUCUUCAGCCAAGAAAGAUGAUGGUGAAGAAUACGAGCAGGACGAAAAGGCACCAAGUAUGGGAGCUAAAUCGUUAUGUAUUCCAUUCGAUCAGCCAAAAUUAAGACCUGGUCAAAAAUGUAUCAAGUGCUCCCUUCUAGCUCGUUACUACUGUAUGUUCGGUCGUUCAUACUAA
Zygotorulaspora mrakii is the source of this 2034-nucleotide messenger RNA. Its product is annotated as proline--tRNA ligase. Gene Ontology annotation, cellular component: aminoacyl-tRNA synthetase multienzyme complex; cytoplasm. Lineage: Eukaryota; Fungi; Ascomycota; Saccharomycetes; Saccharomycetales; Saccharomycetaceae. The transcript has a single exon. Gene Ontology annotation, biological process: prolyl-tRNA aminoacylation. The record is from RefSeq and is a predicted model, not a curated record. Bases 1 to 2034 code for a protein of 677 amino acids. Gene Ontology annotation, molecular function: proline-tRNA ligase activity; ATP binding; aminoacyl-tRNA deacylase activity.